This is a messenger RNA of Nestor notabilis (Kea), 200 nucleotides long. Its product is annotated as cytochrome c oxidase subunit 7B, mitochondrial. The record is from RefSeq and is a predicted model, not a curated record. The transcript is spliced from 2 exons. The annotation marks the transcript as partial. Lineage: Eukaryota; Metazoa; Chordata; Aves; Psittaciformes; Psittacidae. Gene Ontology annotation, biological process: mitochondrial electron transport, cytochrome c to oxygen.
CCCGUGGCAUUCAGCAGGCUGCAGUCAGACAAGCUCAUCGCAAACAUGAGCCCAGCUUCCAUGAUAAACACGGAAACCUGGUGCUCAUUGGUGGAGCCGUGGUUUUUACUGCUGUCUGGGGAUACGUGUUAACACAACUUGGUAUUGAGUGGGGCUUCUCGCCUGUGGGCAGAGUCACUCCAAAAGAAUGGAGGCAGUAA